Messenger RNA from Geodia barretti, 411 nucleotides. NCBI's taxonomy places the organism in Eukaryota, Metazoa, Porifera, Demospongiae, Tetractinellida, Geodiidae. The record is from the annotation of a GenBank genome assembly.
AUGGGAAUGCCUUGGGAUCUUGGCAGCGCCAAGACGUAUGUGUUGAUGGCACUGGCGGUGCUGUCGUUCUCGCACCUUGUGGUGUACAUAUUUGGCCAGCUCAUCCCCAACGUGGUACUCUCGUUCUUCCGGUUUGCCGGGGAGACUGUAAUCCUGGGCACCGUGCUGAUCUUUGCCUUCGUCUGGCUGCUAAGGGCGCGCCCCCACAACAGGCCAAAGGGCUACUUUGUGGUCACCUUUGACGUGUACGGCAACGAGUCGGAGAUCGACGGGAUAAGGACGGAGUUCAAGACAAGCGAUGUGGCAUGGAGUUUCAUGAAGCAGUACAAGAGGGCAUACCCGCUGUACAACUUUGCCCUGGUAGGCGAUAUUCCAAAGGCAGAGAAGCGAACCAUAUUCAGAUACAUCUAG